Molecule: messenger RNA, 1697 nt
Organism: Ctenocephalides felis (cat flea)
Lineage: Eukaryota; Metazoa; Arthropoda; Insecta; Siphonaptera; Pulicidae
Gene: U4-U6-60K
Product: U4/U6 small nuclear ribonucleoprotein Prp4
Exons: 9
Coding region: 96-1670 (524 amino acids)
Biological process (GO): mRNA splicing, via spliceosome
Cellular component (GO): U4/U6 x U5 tri-snRNP complex
Molecular function (GO): U6 snRNA binding; U4 snRNA binding; protein binding
Source: RefSeq, a predicted model, not a curated record
UAACGCAUUAAGGCAUUUAUAUAAAAAAAAUACAGUAAACAACACGCUAAAUAAACUAUUUUCAUAAAUAUUAAGUUAUUAACUAGUCGUUAAAAAUGUCAGACGACGAAGAUGAUGUUGUAUACGUAAAAAAACAGAAAACAAUACACUACGGAUCUCUUGAAGACUCUGAAAGGGCUCGUUUGGCGGCUUUGGCAACAAAAACAGAACCGAAAGAUGAAGAAUCUGAAUCCAGUGAUGACUCCAAAAGCGAUGAUGACGAAAAGCCCCCACAAAAGGCUCCAGAGAGCUCGAGCCAAAUCCAUAUAUCAACAGAGUAUAUGGAGCUCGAAGAUAACAUGUCAAAAGAUAAAGCUGCUCUCUUAGAAGAAUUCGAAAGGAGAAGAAAAGCUAGGUCAAUAAAUGUCUCGACUGAUGAUUUAGAGGUUAAGAAAAAUCUGAGGCAGUUGGGCGAGCCUAUUUGUUUAUUCGGGGAGGGACCUGCUGAACGAAGGAGUCGGUUGAAGGAUCUUUUGUCAUGUUUAGGAGAAGAUGCAAUAAGCAAAAAAAUGGUCGAGGAGGAAGAAAGGAAGCAAUUGAAGAAAGAACAUGAAACAACUUGGUAUCACGAAGGCUCAGCUGCUUUAAAACAAGCCAGAGUUUGGUUGGCACAUUAUUCACUACCGAGAGCAAAGGCUCGUUUAGAAUCAGCCCGCAUGGAAGCAGAGCUACCAGCCCCCACAAGAACUGCACAGAGAGUCGAGCUGCAAAAGAAUUUACAAAACAUGGCCAUAAAUUGCAGUCAAGUCGGUGACGUUAGACCUAUUUCAUCUUGUAAUGUCAGCGAAGAUGGAAAGUUAUUGUUAACAGCAUCUUGGUCAGGUCAGUGUUCUGUGUGGACAAUACCAGAUUGUCAGAAGAUUCAGACGUUACGAGGACAUAAAGUUAAUGUUGGCUGUGCAGUAUUCAGGCCGAAUCAAAUUAAAGACGAAAAGGAAUGCUCGAUGGCUUCUUGUGCGACUGAUGGAACUGUUAAAUUAUGGAAUUUUUCAAGUGAGGAACCGAUAGCAGACAUUGAUGGUCACACACCGCACAGGGUGAGCCGGUUAAGAUUUCAUCCCUCGGGCAGAUUUCUGGGCACAGCCUGCUAUGAUUCUUCGUGGCGUCUGUGGGACUUAGAGAAGGGUGUCGAGGUUCUGCAUCAGGAAGGACACACCAGACCAGUGCACUGUAUAUCGUUUCAGUGUGAUGGCUCUGUCUGCGCAUCGGGUGGUCUAGAUGCCUUUGGCAGAGUUUGGGAUUUGAGAACAGGGCGUUGUAUUAUGUUUAUGGAAGGACAUUUGAAAUCUGUUUACGGAAUUGAUUUUUCACCAAACGGAUACCAUAUAGCAACAGCCAGCGAGGAUAAUACAUGCAAGAUUUGGGAUUUAAGAAAGCGUCAGCCUCUCUACACAAUACCUGCACAUACAAAUCUUUUAUCGGAUGUUUGUUACCAGAAAAAUACAGGACAGUUUUUGGUCACAGUCAGCUACGACAACACAGCCAAGAUCUGGUCGAGCAAGAGCUGGCAGCCCCUGAAGACUCUCUAUGGACACGAUGGAAAAAUAAUGUGCGUGGACAUCUCACCCGACACCAAAUACAUUGUCACCAGUUCCUACGAUAGGACAUUCAAAUUGUGGUCGACUGACUGAUAAUAGAGUAUAGACUUAUUUAUAUAU